Gavia stellata (red-throated loon) is the source of this 885-nucleotide messenger RNA. RefSeq names its product ciliary microtubule associated protein 2 (gene CIMAP2). The record is from RefSeq and is a predicted model, not a curated record. NCBI's taxonomy places the organism in Eukaryota, Metazoa, Chordata, Aves, Gaviiformes, Gaviidae. The transcript is spliced from 8 exons.
AUGAGCACCAAGAGCAUCAUUUUAUUGCCCAAAGUGGGAUUGGCAGGGGAAAGCAUCAGCUUCUGGCUGGGCCAGAGCCAAGGAGGGCUCCCCUAUGCCCGCCUCGAGGAGAGGGACAAGCGCUCCGCCAGCACGCGAGGGCUGAUGCACAGCAGGACAGCGAAGUGUGUCCUGCCGGCAGUCCUGGGCAGCGGCCUGGGACCCGGCACCUACCACCUGCGGAGCAGCAUCGAGGAGGGGCUGCGACGGGCGGGCGGCCCUGGCCCCUGCCAGCCCUUCUCAGGGGACAGGUCAAAGCCCACCGGUGGUGGCCAUCACACCUUGGAGAGGAGAGGCACCGAGCUGAGCACUGACGCUGUCAAGGGUUUCCUGGACAAGCUGAUGUUGAAGAACAAGAAGAAAGGCUGCUUCAGCACUCUGCCAAGGAACCCGCUCUGCUCCAUGGAGAGGAUCUUCUGGGCUACGCUCAGCUAGUGCCCGAGAGAGGCUGUCAUGUGCGAUGGGGCUGGGCUCCGACAACCCAAAGCAGAGAGAUCAGCGUACUCCAGCCAACCCCCAUUCUGGUCAUCCACCAAGAGAUUUGACAGAAAGUCCUACCACCUCUUUACUGAGAACAAGCAGCAUGAGCAGCACGUUGCAGAGCCAGUGCAGAACACUGUAGGUGUUGGUCGCUGCGACAUCACUGAGCAUGAAAAAUACUCUCAGAAGAUGAGAUACCAGUCCCUGUACCAGUGUGACGCACAGCGGUACCUGAGCAACUUGAAGCAGGAUGCCUACUUGCUCAAGCGGCUCAAGCCUGUUGCUAAAAACAACUGGAGUGAUUUGAUUUCUGCUCCACGUUGUCCAGAUACCUCUGAAGAAAUCACUGCUGUUUUCCAAACAUAA